Molecule: messenger RNA, 3010 nt
Organism: Scomber scombrus (Atlantic mackerel)
Lineage: Eukaryota; Metazoa; Chordata; Actinopteri; Scombriformes; Scombridae
Gene: pgap1
Product: post-GPI attachment to proteins inositol deacylase 1
Exons: 26
Coding region: 111-2927 (938 amino acids)
Biological process (GO): endoplasmic reticulum to Golgi vesicle-mediated transport; GPI anchor metabolic process
Cellular component (GO): endoplasmic reticulum
Molecular function (GO): phosphatidylinositol deacylase activity
Source: RefSeq, a predicted model, not a curated record
UAUUCAUCCUACCUCCUCUACAGGCUGGCAGAGGAGUUUAACUCAUAAGAAAAUGGACACAUGGAGAUUGCACAGCUGUAAAAAAUAAAAAAUAAGUCGCUGUUGAAACCAUGAAACUCGCCACUGUGAUAUUUUACGGGUUAUCUCUGGGGCUGCUGGCUGUCGGCCUGCGAGAGUUGCUGACUGGCUUCGAGGAGAACAGAUGCAGUAUGACCUAUAUGUUUGAAUACCCGGAGUACCGCCGCGUGGCCCUGCCUCGCCGCGUGGCCAGACUUUACCCAGCGUACGGACUCUACCUGUACGGAGAGGGUCUGUACGCCCAGGAGACCCGUUCCCUUAAACUCACCGGUGCCCCUGUGCUCUUCUUGCCUGGAAAUGCAGGCAGCUAUAAACAAGCUCGCUCACUGGGCUCUGUGGCCUUAAGGAAGGCUGAAAACAUGGAGGGAGGUCUCCACUUCAACGUGUUCACGGUGGACUUCAACGAGGAGCUGGUGGCUCUUUACGGAGGCAGCUUGCUCCGACAGACGCACUUCCUGCACGAGAGCAUCAAAGCCAUCCUGAAGCUCUACAAGCACCUGAAGGCCCCCCCUCAGAGUGUGGUGCUGGUGGGUCACUCCAUGGGAGGAGUGGUGGCCCGGGCGCUGUACACGUUACCCCGCUUCAACACUAACCUGGUCAGCCUCAUCAUCACCCAGGCCUCCCCUCACCUGGCUCCAGUGCUGGUCCUGGACCCCUACCUGCUGGAUUUCUACUCUACUGUGCGACAGAAGUGGGUGAGCCAGGCGAAAAGGCUCAGGAACGUCACGGUCCUGUCAGUCGGUGGUGGUUACCGUGACUACCAGGUCCGCUCCGGUCUGACAUCCCUACCUUGUCCCCCAGGAGACCCCAAUAAGUUGUCACUGGUGGCAACUGCAGUUCCAAGGACAUGGGUGUCCACUGACCAUCUGUCCAUCGUUUGGUGCAAAGAGCUUGUUCUCGCUUCUGUCCGAGCCUUUUUUGACCUCAUCGAUCCUGAAACCAGACAGUUCACAGACGACCCAGAGAAGAAAAUGACUGUUCUGAACCAUCACUUCAUUAGACACCCUGUCAGGAUGUUGGAAGAAACUCAAGACACUUCCAUCUCCAUCCUAGAUUUUCCUGAAGCGUGGAGUGAAGUAAACACACUGCGUCUGGCUUACACAACACCGAAGGAAGGACAAGUCAAAUACUUUGUGUUUGCACUGUCGAGUCGAAGGAAAGCUUACAGUCAUUUCUACUGCAGGAGCAACAACAUGGAGAUGAGCAGCUGGGUGUACGGCUGCGUGCAGAGGAACGGCUCUUCAUGUGUGCAUGCAGUGGAUCUGUCCAUGGAGACUGAGCUUCUGCCUCCAUACAAGGUCCUGAUUCUGAGUCUCAGUGAUUUGUCUUCAGUUAGUCAUCUGGUUGUUUCGGCCUCCAACCUCAACGGCAAACAGUUCACGGUGGAGUGCGAGUGGCAGAGACAAGAAUCACAAACCCUUACUCUCCCAGUCCCACAUGUCCUCUCCUUCGGUUUGACUGCCAGCGAUAUUACAGUCAACUCUUCUGGUCUUCUUCACACCAUCGUGCUGCAGCAUUUUCACCAAGUCUAUCAAGCUUUCAGAAUCACUGUUACCAGCCAGUGUAAAGUAUAUAAAGAUAGAUUAUCCAACGUGUACAGAAUAAAGGUCCCGUGGUUUCGGGAGGACUCUUUAACCACAGUGAGUGUGCCAUCAGUGACCGAGAUCUCAGGGAUGCUCCACACAAGUCGUCUAGACAACACCUCAGGCGUCCUCCUCCAGCUCCACACUGCCCCCAACUGCCAGUAUAAGGUGUCAGUCAGGACUUCAUUACCCAGGGUGCUGGGACAGAUACUGAGGUUCUGUGGUCCCAUGGUGCCAGUGUACACAGCUGUAACUCUCCUCCUGGCCUGCGGGGGGCAGCUGUCCUCCAUCAGGAAGUCUGGCAGAGCUGCAGCCAUGGGCCAGGUGGUUGGCAAAGGCCUGCAGCCUCAUAAAGUCAACCUGCCUGUUUUCACCCUGCAUAUUUUACUCAGCUGUAGCUGGUUUAAAGAGGUCUGGUCAUUUCUUUACCUCCCUCCUGUGGAUGCUCUCCCCCCGACAUUCCCCGAUGCAACGUUUUAUGAGGGUGAAGUCCCCGUCGAAGAGUGGCCUCGCCUCAUGUCCCCACUCCUCUACCUCUUCGGGGCAGCCGUGGCAUAUUGGGGCAGUGCAAUCCUCCGUCUCAUCAUACGCCUGAUCUCUUUAGUAUUAGCUGCACUACACAGACCAUCAGUCUCUAGAGACUGCGGAACCCUGCAGCUGCGGCCCCAGCUCCUCAUCACUCUGUCUCUGGCUGUUUUUGGCGGAGUGUCCUGCGGGGCGAUGUCACUGUCUGUCGCCUUUAUGCUCCACCUUUACAGAGUACUCAGACUACAGAUGACAGAAAGAUCUUUGAGUCACAUGCUGAAUCUGGCUCCCGGGAAGCACAAAGAAACCGAGAACGGCAAAGUCGAUGUCGAGACUUCAGCCAAGUCCAGGGAAUGUAAUGGCGCCCCCUUUCUGUCUGAGUGCGCUCUGCAGGAGGUGAGGGAUGAUCUGCAGCUCCACCUCUGCCUGUCAUCUGUCCUCACUCUACCCGUCAUGCUCAGCGCACCAUCACUUAUCCACUGGAUCCGCAACCUGAGAUAUUCCGCCCAGUUGGAUCCUGACCCUUGUUGGCCGCACAUUGUGCCUCUAAUCAUCGUCUACAUGCUGCUUAUUAACUGUAACACUUUAAAACUCAGCAACAGUAAACUUCUGCCUCUGACGUCCUGCCUCCCUCUGCCCCUGUCCAUCGCCAUGGUGAUGUUCUCUCCCCUCCACCUCUACAGAGUCACCUACUUCCUGUUGGCGACGCUCGUCCCUCUGGCUUUGUGCUGUCUGCUCUGACGGUAUCUGGCUGCUGUCAGCCCUCAUCUCUACCAUAACAAGCCUUUCUCUAAGUUACAGCUUGACUCACUGGAGCCGGUUGA